Molecule: messenger RNA, 1178 nt
Organism: Vigna angularis (adzuki bean)
Lineage: Eukaryota; Viridiplantae; Streptophyta; Magnoliopsida; Fabales; Fabaceae
Product: jasmonate ZIM domain-containing protein 1
Exons: 5
Coding region: 216-917 (233 amino acids)
Biological process (GO): regulation of jasmonic acid mediated signaling pathway; response to wounding; regulation of defense response
Cellular component (GO): nucleus
Source: RefSeq, a predicted model, not a curated record
CCACAUGGUCUCACCCUCUUUCUCAGACCAUAGCAGAUUCAAGGAACAUGCUUGGAAAACUGCCAACCCCGUCCAUAUUCCCCUUCUCAAACCUCUUCCUUUCGACUACGAACUGAACAAGGAUCAUCCACCACCCAAAAGAGAUCACCUUUACAAACAUUCGUCCACUUUCACAGCUUUUCUUGUGAAAAUUUCUUGUUGGGCAUCUCUUCAAAAUGUCAAGUUUCCCCAACACAGUGUCGGAAGGCCGGAGGUUUGGCAAGGCGCCGGAAAAAUCCUCUUUUUCUCAGACUUGCAGUCUCUUGAGCCAGUUCUUGAAGGAGAAACGAGCUUCUGGUGAUUCCACCCUUGGAAUGGGUGGGAAAAUGGAACCUAAAGCUAGUACGAAGGAUUUGUUUGGCAGCCUGCAAAACUCAGAUGGGGCUUUGAAACUAAGCGCUUCUGCCAUGGAUUUUCUUCCCCAGCUUGUGGAAAACCCCUGCAUUAAGAAGCCUAAUCUUAGAUCAGCGGUUCCUGAAUCUCCUCAAAUGACAAUAUUCUAUGCUGGAAAAAUGUUGGUAUUCGAUGCUUUUCCUCCGGAGAAGGCAACAGAGGUGAUGAAGUUGGCCACCAAGCUGGCGUUGGACAGUUCCGGCGGCGAAGAAACUCCCCCGAGUGCUCCGGUUACCACCAAAGAAUUGGCUGAGACCAAAGUGCCUCAGACAAACACCUCAGAAGCCCCUAAGCCAGGAAGCCAAGGGGUUGGUUCAGAUAUGAGGUAUCCAAGAAGAGCUUCACUUCUAAAAUUUCUUGAGAAAAGAAAAGAAAGGGUUAAUGCGAGAGGGCCUUAUCAAGUGAACAAUCAGAAACCAGAGGGAAACAGUUCAGGUGGUGAUCCUGAAGAUCAGUCUUCUAAACAGUUUGACCUUAACUUGUAGAUGUUUACUUCAUCACGAACUUAGGAUAUACAGGCUCUGGUCAACCAAAAGCACCUAACUACAUCAAAGAUUGCUGAGGCCUUCAUACGAAUUUAUCAUAUAAUAUUAUAUAUAUUUGUAUGUAUUAUUAUUAUUAUAUUAUUUAAUCACCUAGGUCCUCUUCUGUGGACCAAACCAGAGAUAAAUUUUAGAUUGAUUAGCUUAAGAAUGUUUAAAGUUACUACUGAAUGCAUGAUUUUGAUAACUUUCGAUGAUUACAAA